AUGAAUGAUAACACAUAUUUUUUUACUAUAUUAAAUCAAAGUCACUUAUGGAAGACAAUUUCUAAAUACUUUUCUUUCAACGAUUAUUCAAACUUCAGUUUAACAUGUAAAGAAUAUCUUAAAGCAUUAAGUUGUAUUAAAAGAAAUGAUAAUAUAACAAAUUUAAAAAAUUAUUAUUCAACUUUAUUUAUUAGAACUCCUGAUGAUAUAAUUUUAUCAAAACUUUUUGAAAAUAUUUGUUUUAAAGAAGGUUAUGUUAAUAUUAAUGAUCAAAAAAAGGUUGAAUGUAUUAUUAUGCCAACACAAAUAUAUUUAACAAAAAAAAAUAUGUCAAUUAUUGGUAAAAAGUUAGGUCGAUUAUUAAAUACAUUACCACAUAUUCAGGAGUUAUCUAUUAAAUUUGAAUUAAGUCCACAAUUUAAUAUUUUGGCUGGAUGUGUAUUGAAAGAAAUUUCAAAUAAUAGUAUAGUUACAUUAGACAUUCAUAAUUUUGAAGAAACAUUUGAAUGUAAUAAAGUAUAUACAUUUCUAAUAUGUGAAAGUCAAAUUUUUAAUGGAUUUAAAAAUCUUAGAAAAAUUAUAAUACAUCCAAGUGAACCAAUUAUUCAUGAUAUUGAUAAACAUUUUAUUGAUGUAGUUAGUAAAAUUCCAGGUAUAACAAUUGAGACUAACUUUUAUAAAUUUGAUGGAGAAGUAAGUGCUUUUGAUAGAUGUUUACAAAAGGAAAAUUGUAUAUUUACAUAUAUUUUGAAAAAAAAAGUUUUUUUAAUGAUAACUGGUGGAAUAUAUUUCAAUGCAUUUAAACUGAAGUCAUGGUUAAAUAAUUUAGAUGAGUCGGAUUUAUCCUUUAUUGCUAGUUUACAUUUUAAAGUCUCAUCAAUUGGUACAUUACAUGAAACCAGUAAAUUUUUACCCAAAAUGAUAAAUCUUCAACGUUUGGGUAUACAAUUUAUUGUCAACCACUUUACAAUUCAAGUUGAACUUAAAUUUUUAGAAAAAAUAAGAAAAUCAAAAAAAAUUUUAUAUGAAUCAUUUAAACAUCUAAGAAAAUUAAAAAAGAUUGAAAUAAGUUUCAAUUUUGUUACCAAUUUUGAUAGGAAAAUCAUUGAAAAUAUUUUUUUAGAAGAUAUGAAUUUUAGUAAUUACCAAAAAUCAAUACAAGAUGAAAUUCAAAUUUUUACCAUGUGUACAAAAAUUUGCCUUGAAGAAGUAUUAUGUUUUCUUAAUGAGGCUCCUGAUUGUGUGGAGAAGUUAUAUUUUUCUAAUAUGUUGGAAUUUACUUGUGAAAUGACUUCUAGAUUAAAUGAUUAUUUUCCAAAUUUAGAAUUUUUAUUUUUAAAUAAGAUUACUAAAUCUGAUAAAAAAUGUUUAAAAAAUUUUAAGAAACUUAAAUUUUUUGUAUCAAGUUGUAUGAUUGAUCUUGAACUACCACAAACAAUUGAAGCAUUUAUGCUUUCCAUUAACAAUACUUUCUAUAUGAGAAAAAAUGAAAAAGAAAAAUAUUUUCAAUUGUGUGAUGGUUAUAGAAAAUUAAAUCAAUUUACUAAAGAAUGUUACUUGACUGACUCUUUUGAAGGAAUAAUAAUGUACAAUUAUUUUCAUAGUUUGUAUGCUAUUCGAAAUCACUUUAUAUGUAUGUUAGAUUAUACAUUUAUUAAUACUUAA
Messenger RNA from Strongyloides ratti, 1665 nucleotides. RefSeq lists its product as hypothetical. The transcript has a single exon. NCBI's taxonomy places the organism in Eukaryota, Metazoa, Nematoda, Chromadorea, Rhabditida, Strongyloididae. The coding region runs from base 1 to 1665 and encodes 554 amino acids. The record is from RefSeq and is a predicted model, not a curated record.